This is a messenger RNA of Lycium barbarum (goji berry), 444 nucleotides long. RefSeq lists its product as uncharacterized. The transcript has a single exon. The record is from RefSeq and is a predicted model, not a curated record. Lineage: Eukaryota; Viridiplantae; Streptophyta; Magnoliopsida; Solanales; Solanaceae. The coding region runs from base 1 to 444 and encodes 147 amino acids.
AUGGUUCUCUUAACACCACCACGAACUCCGGGUCGGGUUAUAGCCGGAUCAUCAAAGCGACUUAUGGUAAGCUUUAUUGGUUCCAUGUCUUUAUUAGCUUUAUGGUUGAAAAAAGCUGGCCGAGGAAUUAAAACCCAAAAACUUGGCGAUUCGCCUAAAUUAGCGAAGCCAAGGAAGUUCUUAGCGACGAUUAGUAACAAAGCGAUUAAUUUAAGGCAUAAGAAGAAGUCUGAAGGGGAACUUGUUGAUGAAGAUUUUGGAGAUGGAGGCCUCUGGCAGAGAGGUAUUUUGAUGGGUGAUAAAUGUCAGCCGUUGGAUUUUUCCGGUGUAAUUUAUUAUGAUCAGGAGGGACAUAGGUUGUCCGAGGUGCCCAUGAGAUCGCCAAGGUCGAGUCCUAUGCCCAGUUAUCUUUAUGCUUCGCCAAGGUCAGCUCAAGUUAAUUAG